Messenger RNA from Exophiala mesophila, 1961 nucleotides. RefSeq lists its product as uncharacterized. Gene Ontology annotation, cellular component: COP9 signalosome; cytoplasm. The transcript has a single exon. Gene Ontology annotation, molecular function: deNEDDylase activity; metallopeptidase activity; protein binding. Gene Ontology annotation, biological process: protein deneddylation. Bases 180 to 1292 code for a protein of 370 amino acids. Lineage: Eukaryota; Fungi; Ascomycota; Eurotiomycetes; Chaetothyriales; Herpotrichiellaceae. The record is from RefSeq and is a predicted model, not a curated record.
CAAUAUCUCAUUGCAGCUUCCAUCUUGCGCCGUUCACUAGUCUCGACCACUCUUCCUCUACAAACUCCCAUCACUCAAACAAACUCAUCAACACCCUUCCGUACUGGUCACAAUCCUACGAUCCUCAGAUCCGUCUGCCACCCCUCCCUCUCCGACAUCCCCAUCCUCCACCAUCAACCAUGUCUACCCUCGCAGCCUUCCGAGAAUGGGAGGCCCAAAAUAACAUCAUCACCAUCGACCCUACCGAAAAUUCUCUUUACGAUCUCCCUGACUCUGAGGCUUACAGAGCUCUGCAAAAUGCUGCACCAUGGAAAAAAGACCCCAACUAUUUCACCUCAGUCCGCAUUUCCGCCCUCGCUCUACUCAAGAUGACCACACAUGCUCGUUCCGGCGGCAGCAUUGAGAUCAUGGGUUUGAUGAUUGGCUAUAUUUCUGGCAAAUCACUCGUCAUUACCGACGCCUUUAGACUCCCCGUCGAAGGCACAGAGACGAGAGUGAACGCACAGGCUGACGCCGACGAAUACAUGGUCAACUUUGGCAUCGCAGCUCGAGAUCGCGGUGGUCAGUUGGAAAAUGCUGUAGGAUGGUACCAUUCUCAUCCAGGCUACGGCUGCUGGCUCUCUGGGAUUGAUGUCAAUACUCAGAUGACCCAUCAGAUGGUCAAUGAUCCAUUUGUUGCGGUUGUCAUUGAUCCUGACCGCACCGUCUCUGCGGGAAAGGUCGAGAUAGGUGCCUUUAGGACAUAUACCGAGAGCCAGCGUCCCACAAAUAAACAAUUUACUGACGACAGUGACGACUUUCAAGCCAUCCCCACUGGUAAGAUUGAGGACUUUGGAGCUCACGCCAAUUCAUACUAUGCCCUUGAAGUCCAACAUUACAAAUCCACCCUCGACUCUCACCUAUUGGGCCUGCUCUGGAAUAAAUACUGGACCUCCACCAUCUCUCAAUCUCCACUCUUCACCAACCGUGGCUACUCCAACAAGCAGAUUGCCGACCAUGCAGUGAAAAUCCAUGAAGCCGCAAAGAGACAAAAGGCUGGCACCACCAUCAGUCGUCAGCAACCAGAACUCGCCGGCAACGGUGAGACAAAUUUCAAAGUGGUGCGGGAUGGUUCCUUGGAAAAGGUCAUUAGAGGAGGCAGCAAGAUUGCAGGAGAAGAAGCCGCAGGUUUACUGGCAAGCGACGUCAAGAAACAACUGUUCUGGGGGGUAGUCCAAGAAGCAAGAUCAAAGACAGGGCAAUCACAAGCCACCGCAGCGGGCACUAGUGCGUCGGUGAGCAAUGGCGGGUGAUCUGUUGCUUUCACCACAAAAUCAACGAUACUGCACCCGAUCUGAUGACUUGAUACCACCAUCCAUGCACUGGCCAAGGCCAUUGCAUCCCACAGGAUCCUCCAAAAUUGACACCUUUAAAGCAUCUGACCAGCGUCCGCACCCAAAGGAGGACGAGUUGUGCUCAUCAUGUCAUGAUUGACACACUUGAGGCAUCAAGUCAGGUCACGGGAAAUGAUCCUACGCUUUAGGUCAGGCCACUGUCGCGAUGCUGCAACAACCACCACAACUGAAUUGGCGACAUUGUCUUGAAGAUGUGAGUCACGGUGGUCUGCUCAUAUUCUAGAGAGCUUUGAAUCUCAGAUGCAUCACCAUAUUCUCCGCCGUUUAGAAUACGAAGGGGCCACUGCCAUACCAUGCUAUGCCAUACCCAUGAACACAUGUCUUACUUGAAGCAGUUUGCCUCUUCAGUCCGCGUCUGGACUUGGUAACACUCACAGAGCAGUCACCUUGUACUCAAGUGGACGACAUGUCGGUGGCCUGGUUCCAAAACACUUGUCUCGUAUAUCCCCCACUCACAACGCAUUGGUACGGUCGGUGAGGGGUGGGAGAUAUGUGAGGAUGAGAUAUAGACAGAGAUAGAUACCCACAUGCACAAAAUAGACAAGCGGCGAAUCAAUCAAUGUUCAG